UCCAAAUUAUUUUGUUAUUGCACAAUCGACAAGUGAUCAACAACAGCAGCAACAUGUUAUGAGUUUUAUAUCAACGACAACAACGUCUUCUUCAACGCCAUCCACAUCGUUAUCAUCAGAAUCGCUAGCGUUGACAUCUGCAGGACCAUUAGUUACACAAUUACCUGGUGGUAUUAUUAAAGAUGGACAACAUAUUAUUACAAAAUCAAAAAGUCCGUAUUUAAUACGGGAGGAUUUAAUUAUUGAACGUGAUGCUGAAUUAGUGAUUGAACCAGGUGUUGAAAUACGUUUUGGAUCUAUGGUUGGGAUUACUGUACGCGGUCGACUUAAUGCCAUGGGUACAUCAAACGAACAUAUAACAUUAACGAGUAAUCAAACACCUGACGAAAAUACAGUAAAGUCUUCAAUACCAGAUAUCCGAUUGGUGGAUGGACCAAGUAUUUUAGCAGGACGUGUUCAAAUAAAAUACAAAGGUGCUUGGCGUUCAGUAUGUACAAACUCCAGAAACUGGACACGAGUCGAUAUGGAAAUAGCAUGUCGUCAACUUGGUUUUCAAGGUGGUGCAUUUUAUAAUUGGAUUGAUCGUCAAAUGCCAACAAAACCUCGGCUUUUAUACGAAGAUCCGCAAUGUUCGGGUUCAGAGAGUUCACUAUUCGAUUGUAGGUGGAAUUCAAGACAAUUGGGUUCGGGUGUUUGUGAUUAUCAUCCAGAUUUAGGUAUUUCAUGUUUACCACGGCAUGAAAAUACACUGAAAAUAACAAACUAUUGGCGUGGUUUACGUUUUGAAAAUGCAAAAUAUGACAAUUUUUUAAGUUUAUCAAAUACUUUAUACGUACCUACUUCCCAAUCUACUUUACAGUAUGUCGAUAUACUUUACGCUGGAUCCGGACGUAAUUAUAACGCUACCAGUGCCUUACAUGUCCAAGGUGUUACACCUCAAUUGGAAAAUAUACAAAUUUUAAACUCAGCUUAUAAUGGAAUUAAUAUCACGAAUCCCGAUAGCCAAUUUAUGAUUAAAAAUUGUACGAUUCGAAAUAAUCGGGGCUAUGGAAUUUUUGUAAAUUCAUCGUAUGGUCUGGGAAAUAUCGAUGGUUGUUUUAUAAAUGAAAAUGGUGCUGAUGGAAUUAAAUAUGUUAACAACGAAGAAAAUCCCGAAGAAAAAUUCGAUAAGAAAGAAUAUUCAGAUUUCUGUACAAUCCCAACAACAGUUAGUCAAACUUAUCCAAUUUUUUUAUAUGCGGAACAAGGAAAAUACUCCUCUCAAGAUAAAGAUUGUAUGAAAAAUUUCUAUGGUCCUUACGGUCAAGUAUUAACGCUACGUAUUGUAAAAAUCGUUACAAAUCGUAAUCAUAGUGGAUUUAUUGAAAUAUUCGAUGGAAUAUCAAGUAACGAAAACCUAUUAGCACGAUUUAGUAUUCGAAAUAAUACGCGAAUACAAUCAAUUACAACAACUAAAAAUCGCUUGUAUAUGCGAUUUUAUUCGGAAAGUCACACUCAUACAAAUGUUUACAUGAAAUUAACAUCAGAUUAUUCGAAAGCAUACGAUUUAAAUGUUAGUUCAACGACGGUGGCCGAUAAUAACGGACGUGGCAUCGCUAUUGAAAAUUUGAAAUCACGUGUUCAUAUUCAUAAAAGUUCUAUAUCGAAUAAUAAUCAUGUUGCCGGAGUACAUAUUGUGAGUGGAGUGGGAGAUGUUAAUGUUACAGAAAGUCGAAUUGCAUUUAACGAUGGUGAUGGAAUAAAUAUUACCUACACUGGAGGUAACCGUAACAUAUCGAAAACUUCCCUAAGUUCAAAUAAAGGAUACGGAAUUGCUGUUUGGUUGAAUAACACUGAGGAAACGGAAUAUAUAUUUUUUAAUCAAACAACGGUGGUACAAUAUUCAGAAAUCUUUAAAAAUUUGGAUACGGGAAUCUUACAUGGAAAUUUUUGUGGAUAUUCGUAUGUGAAUAUUACUGGAAAUUUGUUUACCGAUGCAAAAACUGCAUUUGAAUUUUUAUCCUGUUGGAAAUUAACCAAUGAAACGACGAAAUUAUUUAUUGGAUACAAUCGAUUUUUAUCAACACAAAAAUUAGGUAUCAAAAUCAAACCAGCGUUAAAUUUGGAUGGACGAAUCGAAUACAACCAUUUUCGCAACAACCAAUAUGGUGGAAUAUUAAUUAAAAAUCAACUUUUUGAAGAAUUUAAUAUUCAUAAAACAAAUAUUUUAGUUCAUUAUAAUGAAUUUUAUAAUAACCGGGGAGUAUUUGUCGUGAACUUAGGACUAUCACCAUAUUCAAAUUAUCAAAAAUUAUUGUUCACCAAGAAUUUUGUACGUGAAAAUCGUAUACAAGAACCGUACGAUGUUGAAGAUGGUAUUGCAACACGAUUAAUGCCACGCAGCAGGGUUGCUGCCCCAGUUGUUGUUUCUUCAGCAAAUGUUGAUAUUUUUAGAAAUAUUUUAAACAACGUGGAUUCAAAAUACGAAAUUGGAAGUCAUUUAGAAGACCAAAGUAAAAUAAUUAACUGUACUUACAAUUGGUUAUCCUCAGGCGACGAAGCAAAAAUAUUCUCAAGAGUUUUCGAUCGUAAAGAUCGUUAUAAUUUAGCGAAAAUUCAAUACUUACCAUAUUUAUUACACAAUUCAAAUCCAAGCGCGACAGCAACAAUUAAUCAUCAAAUGUAUGUUCCACAAUUUAGUAUGCAUAAUUCAAAAUUAGUUGGAGGCAUUGUUGAUGGUUUGGAAGUGUUAACAGCUGGUGAAUAUGUUGUUGAACGAGAUAUUAACAUCCGACCUGGUGGAAAACUGAUUAUUGAAGCUGGUGUUACGUUGAAUUUCCCACCAUCAAUUGGUAUGAUGAUUGGAGGGAAAAUUGAUGCUCGAGGACGCUUUCCAAAUGACAUUAAGUUUACGCUGAAAGAGGAAUUAAUACCUGUCCCAGAAAAUGAUACGUAUGAAAUCGAUAUGACCGAACAUUAUGAAUCUGAAACAGAACUCAUUGAAAUUGAACCAAAAGUACCGAUACGUUUAUUAGGUGGGAAAACAGCACAUGAAGGACGCUUACAAAUUAAAAUUAACAAUAUUUGGGGAACUGUUUGCAAUUAUAAAUGGACAAUUAAAAACGCUGCUUUAGUUUGCCAUCAAUUAGGAUUAGUACUGAAUCCAGACGAUUGGUAUUUAGAAAGAAGUGAAAUACCUCCCGCAGGUUUGACAGAACCUGUCAUUGUAUCAAAUAUUGAAUGUGACGAUGAAGAUAUUGAUAUAACAAAAUGUAAAGCUGAGAUGGAUUUCGAAAAAUCUUGUACACAUGAACAAGAUGUUGGAAUUCGAUGCUAUGAUAGUUCCUGGGCAGGUUUACGAUUUAGUGCCAUAGCAGAUCGAUCUGAUUUACAAUAUAUUACAAUUGAAAAAGCUGGACUUUUAGAUUACGCCACAAAUUCAUUCAAACCAGCCUUACAAAUAGAUUUUGCUAAACAUAGUUUAGAAAGUUUACUUGUUAAAGAAAAUUUCCAAGAUGGUAUUGGAAUUAUUUACUCGGAUAUUUAUUCAGCAGAUGCAAUAAACGUUAUAAAAAAUUCACACAUAAUCAAUAAUCGAGGAAAUGGUAUUAGUUUUAGACAAUUAGGAAUGAAAAUUCAAGGAUCCACAAUAGAAAAUAAUGCUCGAGCUGGUAUAAAUUAUAAUCCUACGAUUUCUGCAAUCCAACAACGUGAAAUUGCUGGAUGGUUUAACGAACACGUUGAUGAUUCGAAUUAUAAAGCUACGUUAAUUCCACAAGCAUUACCAAAUUUAGAUUUAGAUAUUGGAGAAACAAAAUUCUUGUUAACAUCUCGCGUUAUCAAUCAAGAUGUUAUAACCAGAGAAUAUAUUGUUCGAUGUCGACCGGGUUUUGUGAUUGGGAUUCAAUUAUUAAAUCCAAUACAAAAUUUGAGCACUGAAGUUAUAAAUAUUUAUGACGCUCAAAAUAUGAAUUCAGCAACAAAUAUUUGGUCAUUGAGACGAGAUUUAAAUGUUUUUCCAACAUCGUCAUCAGGUUAUGGAAUUGUUAUUGAAUAUAUCAGUGGGAAUAAUGCUUUAGGAGGUGUUGUUUUAGUAUUAACCACAAUUCCAGCUCCGGUACAAAAUAUUCGUAACCGCAUAGUAAAAGGGCCAAUCCCUACGUUAAUCAUCACGAACAGUAAAAUCAAGUCAAAUCAAAAUGGAGUAACUGCAUCGUUUUAUAAUCGAUAUAAUAACGAAUUAGGUGAUCAUUACUUACGUAAAGCGAACGAAACAAUUAAAAUAAUUAGCUGUGAGAUAUCACAUAAUCAAAACGAAGCAAUCUUUUUCUAUUCACCAUUCUGGGAUAUUCAUGAAAGUAAUAUUUCUGAAGUACGAUUAAUGAUCAAUGGUUCAUUGAUCACUGAUAAUGGUAAAGGUAUUUAUCACUUUUCAAGAGAUAUGCGUAGUGCUAACAAUCUAUUCCAUUAUGUUUUACAAGAUAACAGUAUUGAACGUAAUGAAGUCGGUGGUUUUGAAAUUAAUUUACCAUAUGUUUGGCAAUAUAAUGAGAAUUUUACGCACUCGGUGUAUUUAAAUAAUAAUACAUGGCGAAAUAAUAAAAAUUUCGAAAUGAUAAUUGAUGGACAUUUUGCGCUAUUAAAUAUGACGAAAAAUAUUUUUACUGAUAAUGUUUGUAAAGAUGGUUUAAUUUCAAUUCGUGGCAUGGAGAAAAAAUUAAAAAUUGAUUUAAAUACGAUCAGAAAUAAUGUUGGAAAACAUAUGGUAGCAUUUAAUGCUGAUUCACAAUCAGAAAUUUUAGGAGAUGUUUACGCAUUUUUCUUAUUAAACGAAAUUAAACAAAAUUCUUAUAAUAACGACGCGAAACGCUUGUUUAAUUCGAAUCAAAAUUAUCAACGGAGUAGUGUUUUAGUUUUUGAUGGAAUUCAAAAAGUAAAAGUACUACGAAAUUUAUUAGCAUCGAAUCGUUUAGAUUACGAUUUAAUAGCUGGAAUUCGUACGGCAAGAGUGAAUAAUAUAUUAGAUGUACGAGAAAAUUGGUGGGGAUCAAGUUCAAUUAAAGAUAUUAAACGUAGAAUAUUUGAUUUUGACGAUUGGAAUGAUCACGCAGUUGCAGAAUUCCAACCAUAUUUACUAGAAGAUUCGUUUGAAUCGAGUAUAUCAAUAUCGUGGGAUACCGAAAUUCAAAGCGAUUUUGAUAACUUAGGAGGUCGAUUAAGUACGGAUUUGGCGUUGUAUCCACGAAAUACUCCAUAUAUUAUUCAAUCUGAUUUAACAAUAAUGCCUGGUGCAACGCUGACAAUUGCACCUGGAGUUGUAUUAGAAUUUGCUGCAAAUGUAGGAAUUUUAGUGUUAGGAACACUUAAAGCCCAAGGAUUACGUGGAUAUGAAAUACAAAUGCGACCUUUAUCUAAAUCCGAAAAUAUAGAAGAUAAUAGAAUUAUUCGAAAACGAGCCGUAGAUGACUCUCGAAUUGGUUUAGAAACGUUAACAUUAUCGGAGAAUAUAAGAUUAUGUACCGGAAGAAAUUGUUCAGACUAUGAUUACCGUGAUAAAAUCAAUGAAGGUUUCUUGGAAUAUUAUAAUUCUACAACUCUCCAAUGGAUACCAAUUUGUGAUAGUCGUUUCACAGAACGUAACGCUCAAGUCGUAUGCCGACAAUUAGGUUUUGAUCCAAUAAAUGUAUUCUUCGAUCAUGAUAUACGUAUCGAAUUCCAUUCGAAUUCGCUUACAAGAAUUUGGUCAUGGCCUGAACCACUACAAUGUAAAGGUACAGAAGAGAAUUAUGAAGAAUGUCCUAUACGACUUAACGGGCAACUAUACGGCCAUCGUCACGAAUGUAAUUGGAAUUCAAAAUUUGUAUUUAUUAAUUGUGGUGAUCGAAAUCUAGAGAAGAAAUUCGAUUAUUGGGGUGGUAUACGAAUAUCGGGUGGUGAAUUCGAGCAACGUUUAUACGAGCAUCGAAUCCAUGACAUUCAUACGCAUGAGACAAUGCAUCGAACUGAAUCUGUUAUUGAAUUUGUGAAUAUUGUGGGAGCGGGAAUGUUACAUAACGAAAAAUCCCCAGCUAUUCAAAGUAUUGUUAAAAGUCCUUUAAUUAAUUUCGUAAAUAUUUCAAAAUGUGCGUCCGAUGGAAUUAAUUUAAUUUCACCACCUGAGACAAUGCGUCUUUUACAUAAUAAUGUACGCAAAACAUUGGGAGUUGGUGUAAAUAUAUUAUCGUUAACUGGUGAAGGUCGUGAAGAAAACGAAUCGAGUUUCAAUCCAUUAAAGGAUAUUAAAUUACCAUAUAAUGUAUUCAGUUUAAUCGAUAUUUGUGAUACGUCGAAAGAAAUCUUUCUAGAAGAACGCGUUUUAAUUUAUUAUAAAUACGAUAAUCAUCCAGUGAAUUGUGUCAAAAUAUUCAAAAGUGCGUAUAACUUAAAACCAUUUGGUUUUCGAUUAUUGCAAUAUAAUUUAUUCAAGUCACAAAGUAAACAAUCAAAACCAGAUCGAAUACAAUUGUAUGAUGGGGAUAUUUAUAAUUCUUCGUUAAGUUCAUUGGAAUCAAUUAUUGUUGGACCUGGUGAUGGAAAGAAAUUCUUUAAAACGAAAAGUCCACGAUUAAGUGUGAAAUUAUUUGCUAAUGGUGCUUCUGCUAAUCAUGGAUUUAUUGCUGAAGUUGUUACGUUACCUAUUUCUGCAAUUGGAUUUAAUCGGGAUGUUCAACAUAAUAUUUCACAUUCAGAAAUAACACAUAAUCGUCAAGGUGCUAUAAUUUAUUCAGCAGUCGGUGAAGUAAAUCCAAUUAUAACAAUGGAAAAGAAUCAUUUCAGCUUUAAUUGUGAUAAAUUGUAUGGAAAUUUUACGACAUGUAAAGCAGCUGUGGAUAUGGAUAUACAAAAUACACAAACAUUAUUUUUCAGAGAUAAUUUAUUAAAAGAAAAUCAAGGUGGUUUAUCAAUAAAAGCUGAUUCACGUGGCUCUGCUACAUCGUUAAAAGGGUGGAUUCAUAAUAAUUUAUUUGUACGAAAUCGUAAUUUACCAAGUUUAUAUGUUGAAGGACGCCAAUCGUCCCCAUAUCAAGAUGUAACAAUUUAUAGGAAUUAUUUCUCAAAAAAUCAUGCUCCAUAUGAAAAUAUAAUUGUAUUAAAACAAGUUGUAUCGAAUUUCUCAACAAAUUAUGUUCAUGACAAUUAUGGUGCUCAUAUCUUAGAAGUAUCUGGUUUUGAUAAAGUACGCUUACCAAUUUAUCAAACAACAUCGCAUAAUGGUUUUUACAGAAAUUUAGCCGUCGAAAGAGAUAGUAGAAGUACAAUAAUUGCAGGAACGGCUGGUCAACAUUAUGUUGAUAAUAUUUUCUUUAAUCCAGAUAAUGACUAUGAAAUGGUUACAGUAAAUCGAUCAAUCACUGUAGACUUGUGGAAAACAAAAAUAGAUGCAGCACAUAAUUAUUGGGGAUAUAAUGAUUCAUUAGCAGUUAGUGGCAGAAUUAAAGAUAUCAUCGACGAUUCAAAUCUUUUAGAAGUCUCUUACGAACCGUAUUAUAUGAAUAAUCAGACUAUUUUGAAUGGAAAAUGUCCACCUGGAUGGGGUUUAGUAAGUGAUACUUGUUACAUGUUUAUCGCAGCACCUAUGACUUUUGAAGAAGCUAGAGAUUUUUGUCUUUCGGACAACGCAUCAAUGCCUUAUAUAAUGGGAAAUUAUAUUGGACUUUAUCAAUUUUUACGAAGCCAAAGUCAAUGGUAUCAAUAUUCUGAUCGAGUUUGGGUACAACAUAUUGAUCGAAUUAAUAAAUGUACUGCAUUUACAGCAACAACAAUUGAAAUUGAUGAUUGUGAUCAUAAGAAUCCUUUUAUCUGUGAAAUAGAUCCAAAAAUUCUAAUUGAUCCACUAUCGUGGCGCGGUGAUACCAUUGCAAUUGCAGUGUUAGGCUCUCUAGCGGCAACAUUAUUACUUAUUGCUGGCGCUAUAGCGUGUUGGUGUAGUAAAAAUAGACAUCGUCAAAUACAACGAUUAGAGCGACGAAAUAGUAUACGACAAAGUUUACAUUCAUUACGUUCAGUUGGUUCGAGUCAUGGAUUCACAGAUUUGGGAUAUCGACGUGGAAAACCAACGACAAUGAGCACAAGAUCAACAGAUACACUGACAACAAAACAUUCUGAUUACAAGAAAAUGGUUAAUAAUGGAUCCAUCGAUAGUAUGGAUAAAUCCGCAUUUAAUUCAUCGAUUGAAGAUAAUCAAUCUUAUGAUAUAUAUGAGGCACAUAAUCCAAAUGCCCAAGGAUUUUCAAAUUUUACAAACGGUAAUGGAUACGCAAAAACAAAUAAAAACGUUACAAAUCCAUACGCUUCGACGCCCGUAAAUUCAUUUGAUUUAGCAUAUAAAAAUGAAGGUUUUCGAGAUAACUCAACAUUUGCAAGUAGAGCGAAUUCAAAUUAUCAAUCUACUAACGAAUACUAUAACACGGAUACGUUACCAUUGAAUAGUACACUGGGUCAAUCGGAUUCAACUUUAGAUUUAAAACGUGAAAUACUCGAAAGUUCACCAUUAGAUUCGGAAUAUGUGUAUACACCAGAUAGUCCGAAAUUAAACUUUUUACAAGAGUUAAAAUCAAAAAUGCCUUCGUAUAAUAACGAAGAGAAUUAUCCGAUGAAACCAACAUCGUUUGGACAAAAAUAUAUUGAUUUACCUCCAAAACCACCAACUCCUACAUAUGAUGAAAGUGGUUUACCAUAUUCACCGAAUUAUGAUGAAAAAAUAGAAAAUUUACAAUUUUCACCAGAUAAUUAUCCAUACGAUCUACCAUCGUAUUAUCAACCAGAUCGGCCAAAAUCUAGUGCUGAAUUAUUAGAGACUGAUUUAGACAGUAAUAUUCCAAUACAUAAAAAUAAAUCAAAAAGUGAAGCUUUAUUAGAAACAAAUUUUGAUUUAACAUCGAGUGAAAGUAGUCCCGUUAUGAAUUUACCAAUUUCGGAAGCAAAUCGUAGUCAAAGUCAACCGUUAGAGACUGCUAUGUAAAUACAUAAGUGUACUUGUUUGAAAGUGUGUGUGAAAAACAAUUGUGUAGUUUUUUUAACAAUUUUUUUUUUUUAAAUGAAAAUUGAAAUUAUAAUAAUUUCAUUGAAUUUUUCGUUUUUAAUUGCAAUGUGAUUGUUAGCAAAA
This is a messenger RNA of Chrysoperla carnea, 9124 nucleotides long. RefSeq names its product protein bark beetle (gene bark). Lineage: Eukaryota; Metazoa; Arthropoda; Insecta; Neuroptera; Chrysopidae. The record is from RefSeq and is a predicted model, not a curated record. Bases 59 to 8980 code for a protein of 2973 amino acids. The transcript has 12 exons. Gene Ontology annotation, cellular component: membrane.